Rhodotorula graminis WP1 is the source of this 681-nucleotide messenger RNA. RefSeq lists its product as uncharacterized. The coding region runs from base 1 to 681 and encodes 226 amino acids. Gene Ontology annotation, cellular component: proteasome core complex. Lineage: Eukaryota; Fungi; Basidiomycota; Microbotryomycetes; Sporidiobolales; Sporidiobolaceae. The record is from RefSeq and is a predicted model, not a curated record. The transcript is spliced from 3 exons. Gene Ontology annotation, molecular function: threonine-type endopeptidase activity.
AUGCAGCACCCGUCUCAAGCCACAACCCUCAUCCCCGACAUCUCGCGCCUCAAGGCCGGCGAGAUGAACCUCGGCACCUCCAUCAUGGCCGUCGCCUUCCCCGGCGGCGUCGUCAUCGGCGCAGACUCGCGCACCACCAUGGGCUCGUACAUCGCCAACCGCGUCACCGACAAGCUCACCUACCUCUCGGACCGCAUCUACUGCUGCCGCUCGGGCUCGGCAGCCGACACCCAGGCCGUCGCCGACAUCGUCACCGCCCAGCUCUCUCAGUACGAGAUGACGCACGGCGAGCGACCGGCCGUGCACGUCGCGGCCAACAUGCUCGAGGGCAUCGUCUACCAGAACAAGGACCGCCUCAGCGCAGGACUCAUCGUGGCGGGCUGGGACCCGAUCAACGGCGGCACCGUGUACAACAUCCCGCUCGGCGGCGGCCUCUUCAAGGGCCCGUGGGCCAUCGGCGGCUCCGGCUCGACCUACAUCUACGGCUACUGCGACGCGACCUUCCGCGAGGACUGGGGACAAGCAGAGACGGUCGAUAACGCACCCACAGCCCUCGCCCUCGCCAUGAGCCGUGACGGGUCCAGUGGCGGCACGAUCCGCCUCGCCAUCAUCACCGAGGGCGGCGUCGAGCGCGUGUUUGUGCCCGGCAACGAGCUGCCGCCGUUCGGAGACAAGCUGUAG